Molecule: messenger RNA, 1566 nt
Organism: Cucumis melo (muskmelon)
Lineage: Eukaryota; Viridiplantae; Streptophyta; Magnoliopsida; Cucurbitales; Cucurbitaceae
Exons: 11
Coding region: 502-1341 (279 amino acids)
Cellular component (GO): small-subunit processome; nucleolus
Molecular function (GO): small ribosomal subunit rRNA binding
Source: RefSeq, a predicted model, not a curated record
AUUUGGAUAAAAAGGAAAAAAAAUUUAAAUUUAGGUUUCCUUCUUGAGACACUCACACGAAGGAACCCACCCCCCUCAUUGUCCAGCACUGAUUACCGUCCGCCACCCAUCCGCCCUCUGUCACCCAACUCUUCAGCCCGCUGCCACCCACGUCCAGUCGCGCCGCUGCCCGUGCUCGUCCCCCGCACCGUCGAUCGUCUGCCUUAAUCUUGAUUAUUGGGGCUGGCUUUAAAGUCUUGAGGGAUAGAAACCGCUGUCCAACAGAUUAAAGAUCAGAUUUUCUACAUUUUGGUUCGUUUCUGCAUUCCGCAACUUUGGUGCAAUUUCGGAUUUGUCAAACGUUGGGGGCUUGAUUCAAGGUUUCAUUAGACAAGAAGGGAAUAAAUUUGCUUGCUUUCUGGGCUCAGUUUCGUGGAAGAAAGAUGGAUCCAUGCAACUUUUUCAACUAUCAAGAGUUGUUAUGGUAGCAUAGCCAGGCUGCAGGGGAUGCGGGUCCAUUAGAUGAGAAUCAAAAAACAAAAGCGGCAACGGAGAGCUGUGAGAUUCUACACUACAUGCUGUGGAUUCAGGCCACCAUUUAAAAUCUUUUGCGAUGGAACUUUUGUGAACCAUCUUCUCUCCAAUCAGAUAAUGCCGGCUGAUGAAGCUGUUGCUAAAACUGUUGGUGAUAGAGUAAAGCUUUUCACCACCAGAUGUGUACUCUUAGAGUUAAAGGCUCUUGGCCAAUCCUACGCGGGAGCUUUUGAGGCAGCUAGUCAGCUGUUCACUGCGAGAUGUGACCAUGAAAAAAGAAAGAGUGCUGAGGCAUGCAUACUUGAUGUGAUCGGUGAAUCAAAUCCUGAGCAUUUUUUUGUUGCCACUCAAGAUACCAAUCUUAGGAAGCAACUUCAACAGAUACCUGGGGUUCCACUCAUAUUUGGUCUGAGAAAUACACUUUUCAUGGAGCAACCCUCUGACGUGCAACGGCAGUUUGUUAAGUCUUUAGAAGAAAAAAGAAUGCACAUGUCUGAGGCGGAACGUGAUUUAUUGAAGAAAAAGAUGAAGUAUGUAGUGGAAGCUGAGAAAACUAAUGAAGAUGAAGAUUUGGGAGAUCAAAAUUUAGACGCACAGGUUUUGAAAAAGAAAAAGAACAUUCUAAGUAAUUUGAAAGACAGACCUCAAUUUAAAAGAAACAAAGCAAAGGGUCCAAAUCCUCUUUCAUGUUUGAAGAAAAAGGUUAAACCAAGUCCACAUCCAGUUUCAGAGAAGAAGAAGGAUGAUGACGAUUUGGCUCAAAAGCGUACUCGAAAACGAAAGCGAUCGCGAAAGGCUAAAGCACCAACAGAAACGGUCACAUCGUAGUUAGGCCCUUUUUGGUUGUGCCUUUGGAAAUUUAGUUGUUGUGAGGCAAAUAGUAGAAUGAUUUGCUCUUAAUUCCUUAGCUGAGGAUUAGAAAGUACUUGAGCUACCCAUGGUCUCAAGUGAUCAAAAUUUUCUUCGAACUCGAAAAAUACUUGGUCAAUAGUGUUUCGUGUUUAAUCAAUUAUACGGAAGGAAAGGAAAUGGAUGAUUUCGCGGGUUAGUUUA